UGCUGCGCGCGUUUGCUCUUGUUUGAAAGAAGGGCAUACAUUGAAUUUUGAUAGAUAAUACAAACAUUUUGUUCCGUGCAAUUGCAACGUGUGCAUACUAAUGAAAAAUUAAGUGCAACAUGUUUAAGGCAACAUAAUUCCCACGACUUGGGACUUGUUAAUACAUAGAACAAUAUAGCGCUAAGUGGAAUACUUGUAGUUAUAUAAAAAAAACGCGGAACUGCAAUUGCAGAUUUACAAUUUUUCCCUCAGUGGUGAGUUUUCCCAAACCUCUGUAAGAUGGGGCAGAUCAUGGGAUCUGUGCAGAGCAAUGUGGCCGAAGUGUUUAGCAGUCGGCGGAAGCGAAAACGCAGCAUGGAUUCAACGUCUGGACGCGAGGAACAGUCUGAGCUGGAUUCCACAUCAGCAAAAAAGUAAAAAGAAGCUCCUUACAACCACACAAUACAUUUACAAGGCGCUCUUCAAAGAGCAACAGAACUCGGAUGUGGCUGUAAUGGCAUUGGAUAAGGUGUGGCAUUUGCAUAAGGUAUAUCUAAGUCAAAGCCCCUACUUCUAUACCAUGUUCAAUGGUUCUUGGAGGGAGGCGAAACAGGAUUUCGUUCAUAUUCAGAUCUUGGAUCCUCGAAUACACGUUGAAAGCUUGGAUGCGGUUUUCGGUUCCAUGUAUUCAGAUGAGAUCGAGAUUGAUGCGAAGGAUGUUAUUCCCGUACUGGCGACGGCCACGCUCUUCCAUCUCGAUGGCAUUAUAGACAAGUGUGCCGAAGUAAUGGUGGACAACAUCAAUGCUGAGACUGCCAUCCAGUACUAUGAAGCUGCCUGCCAGUAUGGCGUUCUGAGCGUCAAGAAAUCAACGUUUCAAUGGUUUCAAAUAAAUUUACUAAGCAUCUACAAUAAGCAUCCAAACCUCUUGCGGCACAUAUCUAUAGAUCUGAUGAGUGCACUUACCUCCAGCCACGAUCUGUAUGUGAUGCAAACGGAAUUCUCACUGUAUACGCUGUUGCGCACUUGGAUGUUCUUGCGCCUGCAUCCCGAUUACGAUCCUGAGGAUCCAGCCCAGCUUGCUGAGGCCCAGAAGACCCAGCAGCGUUUAGCUAAUGCGGGUGUAGAUACGCAUACCCCUGCCGUGGAUAUUGUCCAAUGGGCAUACUUUGCCAAUCGCAUGGAGGAGCGCUCGUUCCUGGCCACACCCGAGGGCCAGCCCUAUGUGUGUGUAUUUCAGAAGCUGCGCACACAGUACCUUACCAACCACUAUAUGGACUUAAAGAUUAUAUUCAAUGACAACAUAAUUCCCAAGGAGUGGCUCUAUCGCCACAUACACAGUCAUUGGGAUGCGCUGUUGCGUAUCGACCAUGGUCAGGAGGAUGGCAGUCCGCAGCAGCUCGACGAUGAUGAAUUCUACGAGAAUUGCAUGCGUUGCGGUCGCCUGCUCCUUGAGCCUGGGUAUCAGAAAUGGCGUUGGACGGGCUUUAAUUAUGGCAUGGAUCUCAUUUUAAUUAUGGACUCACGCAGACUGAACAUUCGCCGGCAUCAUCGACACGAGCACGAGCGUGUCCUGAGCCUGCAAACCAAGCGCAAGUUUAUGGUGCGCACCACAGUGACGUCCAUAAAUGCCCAACGACAGCCCGUGUUCACACAGACCUCGGAAAUAAGCUCGCUCAGUUUGGAAAAGAACGAGGAGGUAUCGCUGAUGGUGCUCGAUCCUAAGCUGGUUCAUCCGCUGCUCAUAUCAAUUAACAUGCUCCUCAUUACGCCUCCCAAUCAAAGCUUCAAGGAUGUAGUGCCGCAGUGCGAGGAGGCAACACACACAGCAUCAGCCGUGCCGAUAUCAGAAAUUGGCGCAAGCUGCGAACGUCCCGUGACGCCAGCAAGUGCAGAUGAUUCGGCUGUUUGUGUUAGUGGCGGCUCGGAAGCAUCGACGCCGGUAUCGCCAGCGCCGAGAAGACGCAUCAGUUGGUCCCGUGCCGGUCAAUUGGUGUCCAGUGAUGCGGCGCUGUGCGGCGAUAGUGGGUGCUGAGCGCUAUCUAACCACUACCCAGCAUGCACUACCAGUACCGCUACCCACCGUUAGCCCAGUUCUCAUUAUUCUAUUCAAUCCUUCGCAAGCCGAAUUAUUACUGUUGUACAUUCUUUUUCUGCUAGUUUCUGGAAAAGAUUAGCGCGCUGUACAUACAAAACUGCUACCUAUUGUUAGUUAUUAAGUUCGUCUAAAGCGGCGCAUUCGACAUGUCCACGCGCACACAAUUAUAAACGCUGCUCUAAAAUAUUUUCAUAUAUAUAUAUACACCGUCUGUAUAUAUCCGUAUUGUCUAUAUAACUCUAUAUAUACAUAUAUUUUUGUACAUUUUACUUAUGUAUUAGUAUUCGCACACUUAAUGUGCGUUCGCACACCGACGUUUUCUCUUAGAUAUACCAAUAACUUACUACCUUAAGGAUAAAUUGAGAGCAGAUCGUAAUUAAGUGUUCGUAUUAACUAAACAUAUUUUACUUAAUUUUGAUAGACGUAUUGUAAGUCACACUCACACAAAUGUACGCACAUUAUUUAAUUCUAUGAUUUAACUUGUUGCCAAUCAUCUCAAGAGAAACUGAUAUUUCAUUAAACUGAGCAUUUAUUUCACUUCGAAAUUAUGUGAAACACAAUA
Messenger RNA from Scaptodrosophila lebanonensis, 2639 nucleotides. RefSeq names its product protein germ cell-less. Gene Ontology annotation, biological process: germ cell development. Bases 311 to 2014 code for a protein of 567 amino acids. Lineage: Eukaryota; Metazoa; Arthropoda; Insecta; Diptera; Drosophilidae. The transcript is spliced from 4 exons. The record is from RefSeq and is a predicted model, not a curated record. Gene Ontology annotation, molecular function: protein binding.